This is a messenger RNA of Plectropomus leopardus (leopard coralgrouper), 624 nucleotides long. RefSeq names its product fibroblast growth factor 21-like. The record is from RefSeq and is a predicted model, not a curated record. NCBI's taxonomy places the organism in Eukaryota, Metazoa, Chordata, Actinopteri, Perciformes, Serranidae. Gene Ontology annotation, molecular function: growth factor activity.
AUGUUUGUGUUUCCACACACCUCUUUCUCUUACCUGUCUUCUUUACUUUUAAUCAUCCCACUCCCUUUCUCUCUGUCAUUUUAUCUCACUGACUCCAACCCAAUAUUAUCCUUUGAUAAUAAUCAAGCCAGAGAGGUGCACCUCUACACAGAAAAUCACAGAAGAGGGGUGUAUUUGCAGAUGACGUUGGAUGGAAUAGUUUCAGGGUGUGAUGCUCAGACUGCUUACAGUGUACUGGAGCUAAAAUCAGUUAAACCAGGCCAUAUAGCCAUCAAGGGACGGUCAUCAUCUCUAUUUCUCUGCAUGGACAGUGGAGGCCGUUUGAGGGGGCAGGGCCAAUACUCAGAUACCGACUGCACCUUCAGAGAACUGCUUCUGGCAGAUGGAUACACCCGUUUUCUUUCCUCGCACCAUGGGUUUCCUGUGUCUCUAGCAACAAGACAUUCCCCAGAUCGACACACAGUCCCCUUCACUCGAUUCUUGCCACUUAGGAAUACUCUGACAGUGGAGAGAGUGUCUGAACAGCCACCACACAAUCCGAGGUAUUUCAACAUGGACUCUGAUGAUCUUCUCGGAAUGGGUGUGAAUAAUAUGGUCAGUCCUCAUUUCUCAGUGGACAAGUAA